Molecule: messenger RNA, 2393 nt
Organism: Spodoptera frugiperda (fall armyworm)
Lineage: Eukaryota; Metazoa; Arthropoda; Insecta; Lepidoptera; Noctuidae
Product: angiotensin-converting enzyme-like
Exons: 10
Coding region: 200-2329 (709 amino acids)
Biological process (GO): proteolysis
Cellular component (GO): plasma membrane
Molecular function (GO): metallopeptidase activity; peptidyl-dipeptidase activity
Source: RefSeq, a predicted model, not a curated record
GAUUUCAGUCGUGUUCCGUAUCUCCCGCCGGGACCAUCCAGUCCAGUGAUACAUACAUACAAACAAAUUGAUUAUUAUUGCCAUAUUGUUUUUGUUUUAUAUUUUAAAUAAGUAAUAUUUUGUGAAAGUGUUUUAGAAGUAGAGAUUGAAUUGAAUAAAAGAUUCCUUUAAAACACAGUAAAAACAUGUCCAACUAAAAAUGGGGCCAAUCAAGACAUUCCUUCUAUUUCUCAUAUUCAAAACAUGUGCAAGCGAGAAUCUAGACCAUUUCUUUCGAAAAAUAAACGAAGAAACUGGCAACUUCAGUUCCAUAGCAGCCAAUCUAGCGUGGGAGUCUUCAGUAAACCCUGGCAACCCCGAACUGCCAGCACGAUCGGCGACAUAUCAAAAAAAUCGAAUUAAAUGGCAACACAGUAUUUGUGAGAAGCUGGCAACACUGGAUAUUCGUCAGUCGUUGAAUGUCACUCAAAGGAGACAGUACUAUUUAUUGUGUAGGGGACCGAAGUAUACUUUUGAUGAAACAAGAAUAACAAGUAACUUAUACGAGGAACUGCAAUCAAUAUACUCAGACGCAGAAAUAUGUAUUCCGUCGGACACAAACAUCGCCUCAACGAACUUGACACAAGUCGAAGCAGCCAUCUUGAAUUAUCUGUCAAACGUCAAAACAUUUUUCACAAACCAAUAUGGCGACGGUGUCUUUGCCGCCAAAUUCGCUGUCAACCGUUACAUUCAAGACAAAAAUAUGAUUUGCUUGAGGGGGGAAUCUGAUUUUGAUAAAAUGAUGGCUUUCUCGAGGAAUGAGGAGGUUUUGCGGUGGUUAUGGCUGGUUUGGAGGGAAAAGGUGGGACCUCCGAUGAAGGAACCCUAUCGGAGAUUGGUUUCUUUUGAGAAUAAGGCUGCGAGACGUAAUGGGUACCUCAACAUAGGCGUCGCUUGGCGCGAAGAACUGGAAGUAACAAAGCUGCGUCAACUGUCCCGACAGCUGUACAGCAAUAUAAAGCCGUUAUACAGCCUAUUACAUGGGGUUAUGAGAUUCUAUCUUCGAAGAUUCUAUGGUGAUAUUGUACCAGCUCAUGGUCCUAUACCUGCUCAUUUAUUGGGAAAUCUUUGGUCGCAAAACUGGGAGCCUCUAGCUGAUUUGUUGCUACCUCAAACUAUAGAUUUAGAUGAGAGCAUUAAAAAACUAAAUUGGACUGUCUUGCAUAUGGCAAAAAGAGCAGAAGACUUUUACCAAUCGCUUGGCCUGCCCGCCAUGACAGCUACAUUUUGGCGCGAAUCCGUGUUUUCGCGGGCAAAUAACAGUGACACGCGCUGUCACGGCACAGCGGCGGACAUGUUCCAAGAUGGCGACUUUAGAUUGCUGUACUGUUCAGACACAUCUAAAGAGGAUUUCUACGUGUUGCAUCACGAGCUCGGUCACAUCCAGUACUAUAUGGCCUAUGAACAACAACCUGCGAUAUUCAGGCAAGCCAAUGCAGCUCUCCACGAAACCAUAGGAGACGCCAUCAUGUAUGGAGUCCUAACACCACAACAUUUAAACAGACUUGGACUCAUCAACGAUUCCCUACUCUACACAACCAAUUAUCAACCUACAGACAAGAGAGAUAAAGAUGAAAAUGCAAAUAAAGAUGCAAAGGUUGAAAGUAAAAGAGAAUUUGUAAAAGAAGUUUUGGAGGAAAAAUUAAAAGAAGCUCAAAUACUUUUAAAAGACAAAGAAAUACCAAAAUUGUUUGAAGAUAAGGACGUGACUACAGACACGAUACUCUUGCUAAAACAGGCCUUAAACAAAUUACCACAGAUACCAUUUUCCCUUGCCAUCGAUGAGUAUAGAUGGAAGUAUUUUGAAGGUAACUUGCGGGAAGUGAACAAGGAAUUUUGGACUUUAGUGGAAGAGUUGCAGGGGGUGGCUGCGCCCGGUGAAAGAGGGGAGGAGUAUUUUGAUGCAGGAGCCAAGUUCCAUGUACCAGAUAAUACAGCUUAUUCAGUUCAACUUAUUCCAUUAAAUUCCAGGUACUUUUUAAGCAGCUUCCUGCAGCACCAGGUCUUCGAGAAGCUAUGCAAGGCUGCAAUAUUCGGGCGACGGAGCGCAGACGGCGACAUACCGGACAGCAUCAGCCUGACCAGGUGUGACAUCUACGGGUCUAAAGCUGCUGGGAAGAUUUUGAAAGAUCUCAUGUCUCGAGGCCACUCGCAACACUGGAGUCAAAUUCUUGAAGCGACAAUAGGAGAGCGCGUCAUAUCGUCGUCAGCUCUGAACCGAUACUACCGACCGCUGUACGUGUUGUUAGAAAAGUUCGUGCGCGCGCACCGCGUCCCUAUUGGCUGGUAAUUGUUAUUGUAAAUUUUAUUUAUUUUUUCGUGUGUAGUCUUAUUAAAUUUGUUGGAGAGAUUAA